Exserohilum turcica Et28A is the source of this 1173-nucleotide messenger RNA. RefSeq lists its product as uncharacterized. Gene Ontology annotation, cellular component: endoplasmic reticulum; membrane. Bases 1 to 1173 code for a protein of 390 amino acids. Gene Ontology annotation, biological process: lipid homeostasis. The transcript is spliced from 2 exons. The record is from RefSeq and is a predicted model, not a curated record. Lineage: Eukaryota; Fungi; Ascomycota; Dothideomycetes; Pleosporales; Pleosporaceae.
AUGCACGAUCCAUUCCCCUUCCCGCGGCCCGAGAGCCUGGUCAAGUACGUCGAGCCCGUCGCCGAAUACCUCUCGCUCAAAACACUCCCCCUGCACUUCCACGAGGUGGCCUUUGCCUUUGUCCUGUACGACGUCACCUACCGCAUCAUCUCGCCCGCCGUCUCGCGCCUCUUCUUCCCCCGCAUAUACUCGUCCUUCAACGCCCGCACCCGCCUCAACUGGGAUGUCCACAUUGUGUCCUUUGUCCAGAGCACCCUCAUCUGCGCCCUGGCCCUGUGGGUCAUGUGGACAGACUCGGAAUUGAAUCAGAUGGAUAGCAUUGAGCGCGUGCAUGGAUACACCGGUGCCUCUGGCUUGAUCCAGGCUUUUGCGGGCGGCUAUUUCGUCUGGGACUUGAUCAUCACCGUCCAGAACAUCAAGAUAUUCGGAAUCGGCAUGCUGUUCCACGCCAUCUCGGCCCUCUGCGUCUUCUCGCUGGGCUUUAGGCCAUUCGUCAACUACUAUGCCUGCAGCUUCAUUCUCUACGAGCUCUCCUCGCCCUUUCUCAACAUCCACUGGUUCUGCGACAAGCUCAACAUGACGGGCUCCACGGUCCAGCUCGUCAACGGCAUAGCCCUACUGUGCACCUUCUUCUCGUGCCGUCUCGUCUGGGGAACAUACCAGUCGUUCCGCGUCUUUGCCGACGUCUACCACAUAUACACAGCCGGCAUAGUCCCGCAAUCUGACCCUGAACUCGGAAAAUUGUCCAACGAUACGCUUGUCGGCAACGCAGCCUUUAAGAACGACCUUCUCCGUUACUCUGAAGGCCAAUCUAUUCCCUUCUGGCUCAUAUUCGCCUACCUAGCCUCCAACGUUAUCCUCAACGGCCUGAACUGGUUCUGGUUCAGCAAGAUGAUUGAGACGAUACGCAAGCGCUUCGACCCGCCCCUUGGCACAAAGAAGCAGACGCCCGAGAUCAAAACUGCUUCUCUCAACAUUCCCGAAGACGAAAAGGUUCUCGUUGAGGGCAUCCAUGUCGCUACGCCCGGGGUGGUGGAAAAGGAAGAUGAAGACUAUCUCAACGUUUCCAAGUCGGUUGAACUUGAGAAGGAUGCGAGCGGGCGACAUUUGGAAGUUCACCAGAGCGAGAUUCGCAGUCGGCCCAAUCCGCAGAGAGCUGCUCACGCAGCGUAG